This is a messenger RNA of Dicentrarchus labrax (European seabass), 582 nucleotides long. RefSeq names its product hemoglobin subunit beta-2. The transcript is spliced from 3 exons. Gene Ontology annotation, molecular function: oxygen carrier activity; oxygen binding; peroxidase activity. The record is from RefSeq and is a predicted model, not a curated record. Gene Ontology annotation, cellular component: hemoglobin complex; blood microparticle; haptoglobin-hemoglobin complex. Gene Ontology annotation, biological process: hydrogen peroxide catabolic process; oxygen transport. Lineage: Eukaryota; Metazoa; Chordata; Actinopteri; Moronidae. The coding region runs from base 57 to 500 and encodes 147 amino acids.
GGAGCCGACGAGCACAGGAUCUACCGAUCUGCACAGGAAAAUCUACAGCCGGCAAAAUGGUUGAAUGGUCAGACUUCGAGCGCGCCACCAUCCAGGACAUUUUCUCCAAGAUGGAGUAUGAGGUCGUGGGACCUGCAGCUCUUUCCAGGUGUCUGGUCGUUUACCCCUGGACUCAGAGGUAUUUCGGCAACUUUGGAAACCUCUACAACGCCGCUGCUAUCAUUGCGAAUCCGUUGGUCGCAAAACACGGAACAACCAUCCUCCACGGUCUGGACCGGGCUGUGAAGAACAUGGACGACAUCAAGGCCACAUAUGCAGAACUGAGCGUGCUGCACUCCGAGAAACUGCACGUGGACCCUGACAAUUUCAAGCUGUUGUCUGACUGCCUGACCAUUGUGGUUGCUGCAAAGCUGGGUAAAGACUUCACUGGUGAUGUCCAGGCAGCUUUUCAGAAGUUCCUGGCUGUGGUGGUGUCAUCCCUGGGAAGGCAGUACCACUAAGAAGACUAUCACAUGCUGUUUAUUUGUUUAAAAGCUCUUUGUUUUUUUCUCAAAAGCAAAUAAAAAUAAGCAAAUUCAACAA